UGUGCCUACACUGAGCUGGCCUUUGCUUUUCCCCGCCAAGUACUAAUGUUUUCACAUCUUAUUUUCAACGGUGUCCUGCUGCUGUUGCUACUGCUACUUGCAAGGUCUUUGGAAGAUGCAUUUAUAGUCGAGGUCGGUAAGAAUGCGUAUCUGCCCUGCCACUACAGUCUAGCUGCCUAUGGGACACCUGUGCCUGUGUGCUGGGGCAAGGGACCCUGUCUUUGGUCACAGUGUGACAAUUGGGUUUUCAGCACUGAUGAAAGAAAUGUGACAUAUCAGAAAUCCAGAAGAUACCAGCUAAAGGGGAAUUUCCUCAAAGGAGAUGUGUCCCUGACCAUAGAGAAUGUGACUCUAGCUGACCAUGGGACCUACUGCUGCCGGGUAGAAUUCCCUGGUCUAGGGAAUGAUAAAAAAGUAAACCUGGAAUUAGAUAUCAGACCAGCCAAGAUCGCUCCAGUUGUCCCUGCUCGUGGAUACCCUACUCCAAUGUCUCCAAGAACCCUAACCACCAAGGGAGAUGGUUCAGGUGAGACAUGAGCACAAGCAAAUGUGCUUAAUUAAUCUCAGUUCACAGAGGUUAGAAUAUGGUAAGAAACUCACUUUUCGCACUUGAGAUAUUGUUUGAGGUGAGUGAGGUGGUGGCCACACAUGUUGG
This is a messenger RNA of Microtus ochrogaster (prairie vole), 655 nucleotides long. RefSeq names its product hepatitis A virus cellular receptor 2 homolog. Gene Ontology annotation, cellular component: mediator complex. The transcript is spliced from 3 exons. The record is from RefSeq and is a predicted model, not a curated record. Gene Ontology annotation, biological process: regulation of transcription by RNA polymerase II. Bases 46 to 537 code for a protein of 163 amino acids. NCBI's taxonomy places the organism in Eukaryota, Metazoa, Chordata, Mammalia, Rodentia, Cricetidae.